Stegastes partitus (bicolor damselfish) is the source of this 984-nucleotide messenger RNA. It is a transcript of the gene ttc32, whose product is annotated as tetratricopeptide repeat domain 32. Bases 37 to 447 code for a protein of 136 amino acids. Gene Ontology annotation, molecular function: protein binding. The record is from RefSeq and is a predicted model, not a curated record. Lineage: Eukaryota; Metazoa; Chordata; Actinopteri; Pomacentridae. The transcript has 3 exons.
UUGAAAACACGACGAGCCUCCAAACACGGAGCACCAAUGGAGGAAGAUAACUCUCAAAUACUCGAAGAUGCCCACUCUGAGUUUAAAAAGCAGAAUUUUAACCAGGCAGAGGAGCUGUACACAAAGUUUAUCGCUUCCUGCUUACAGUCCAGGGAGUGUGACGCUGGCAGUCUGGCCGCUGCUUAUAACAACCGCGGACAGAUAAAGUACCUCCGGGUGGACUUUGAUGAAGCGGUGCAGGACUACAGCUCCGCCAUACAGGCUGACAGCCACUAUGAAGUCCCCCUCUACAACAGAGGACUCAUCCGCUAUAGAUUAGGCUUCUUUGACGAUGCCAAGAGUGAUUUCCAGCAAGCUUUAAAGCUCAAUCCAGACUUUGAAGACGCCAAAAUGAGCCUGCAACAGACGCUUCUGGACCAGCAAGAGAAGAUGAACCGGGGAUACUGACAGCCGGGUAACCUACUGAGGACACAUCGGAUCAACCCUGCAGUCUGGUGGUUACCAGCGCACAGGCUGUGAAUCAUUGUCAGUUUGUUUUAUUUAAUUUGUUGUGUGACGUCAUUUAACAUGAAGCAAUCGGCACGAACAGCUGAUAGAUGCAAAAUACAAAACAGACAUCUCGUUGGAUCAGACGGAGACAGCUGAUGGAUUUUUGAUAAGUAGCACAUUAAGGGAUAAAGGAUAUUGCUGUGUGACCCUGUGAGCGGACAGUAAUCGAGGUCAAACAAUGAGCCUGAUCAAUGUUGGUGCACCACGUCCAAGACUUUGGGAGGAGUUUUGUACACAAACCAUAAUCAGAACCUGACAUACAGUAAUAAUGAGGAAUCUCUGCUGCAGAGGGGAAAAAAAAAACAACUUUUCAUGUCCUAAAUUGGUGCAAGCUGCUGUGUAGUUUUAAAGAAAGCUCAGAAUCUGUAGGUUUAUGAUAAAACACAAAUGUACAUAUGUUUAAAAUCAAUGAACAAUAAAUUAUUUUACUAAACA